Lacerta agilis (Sand lizard) is the source of this 3407-nucleotide messenger RNA. It is a transcript of the gene IMPG1, whose product is annotated as interphotoreceptor matrix proteoglycan 1. The transcript is spliced from 19 exons. The record is from RefSeq and is a predicted model, not a curated record. Bases 62 to 2920 code for a protein of 952 amino acids. Gene Ontology annotation, biological process: visual perception. Lineage: Eukaryota; Metazoa; Chordata; Lepidosauria; Squamata; Lacertidae.
GUUCCUAAAGUCAGUCCAACGGAAGUUCUGUUUCCUGAAUAACCAGCCUUGAACAUUGUGAAUGAUAAAAAGCAGCAUGCAUCUGAAAAGUGGAUUAAUAUUCCUUAUAAUUUGGCUCGCACUCCAAGUUCAAGGAAGCAAAGAAACCCCUAAUAAAAUGAAUCGCGGUGAAGCAAAACAUCUUGCAGAUGCUUCAGGGUCUGAAAAGUCAGAAAGAACAACUAAGAGGUCUAAAGUAUCCACUAUCCGAAGGAUAUUUGAUAUGGCAAAACAUCGAACAAAGAGGUCUUCUUUUUUCCCAACUGGAGUGAAGGUUUGCCCUCAAGAGUCAGUGAAGCAAAUUUUAGCAAGCCACCAAGCUUAUUAUAGGCUAAGAGUCUGCCAAGAAGCUGUAUGGGAAGCCUUCCGGAUCUUUCUGGAUCGGAUUCCAGAUGCAUCAGAAUACCAGAAUUGGGUUACCGCCUGUCAACGAGACACUUUCUGCAUAUUUGACAUUGGGAAAAAUUUCAGUAAUUCUCAGGAGCAUCUGGAGAUAAUUCAACGGCGAGUAAAACAUAGAACCUUCCAGGACAGAAAAGAGGAAAUUUCUACAGAGAAAACUAGUGGCAAAAAAAUUGAAGAACCUUCUGUUGCUACAGCAGCCCCUACAGGCCCCGUUGUCGAUGACACCAAAGCUCCUGUGAAGGAGCCAAAGCCAGAGGUCCCGAACAUAGUCCCCGAACGUCCUGUGGAGCAGAUGGUGGAGUUCAGUGUGACCCUCACUGACCAAGAGUAUACCCCAGAACUGAGUGAUCCUGCAUCUCCUCAAUACCAGAAACUAGCUGAAAAAUUUCAGCUUCAAAUGCAAAAGAUAUUUGAGAAACUUGCAGGAUUCAAAGAAAUCCGUGUGUUAGGAUUUAGACAGAAGAAGGAAAAAGAUGGGUCAAGCAGCACGGUAGCUCGGUAUGUCAUCAACUUUGAGAGAGAUGAGUCCGAAGUUAAAGGUCCUGCGGAUGACAUCUCAACUAUCAGCUCCAACAAGAUUGAAAACGAAAAAGGUUCUAUUAGUACGGAGGGUGAGAUACCAGCAACUAAACCAAGAGUGACAGACCUUCAGCAGAUGGUUGCCAUGGCACUACAGGAAGAUAAGUCACUGUCCAUGGAUCUUGGGACACUUCAGUUUACUGACGAAGCCAUUAGGCCAUCAAGUGACGUAGAUAAUGAUAUCCAAUCCAUGGUAACCGAUGGUGUCGCUGGACCUGGGUUGACCUCUGAAGUGCCACUGGUUUAUGCAAGUCCAGCAACAGUUAAUGACAUUGAGGAUACAAACCUCAUUCUAGAUUACCCAAUGCCCACAGUGCCUUUCAAUGCCUUGGAUAGUACCGGGGUUCCUCUCAGACCAGGAGAUCCUGAUUCACCUCCUCCAGCAGAUCAAUCAGCCAGCAAUGAUUUAAGCCCAGCCUUUACUGAGAUGCCGACUGAACAGUUAUUCACACCUGCAACAUUUACUGCUGGUAUCUUUCAGGAGGUUAGCGAUGAGGAGAGUGAAGAUGAGAAGAUGAAAGACCAGAUCCCCAGCACAGACUCAACAAUCCUCCCUGAGCAAGAUGUAAAGAUUACUGAUGAACUGGAAUCUUCAGGUGAUGAGAUUUUGGCUGCAAUAAGUACUAUACCAAAUGUUAUUGGUUCUCCUGCUCUUCCCACCUCUCUUCCUGAAGUUGAUAUUUUGGGGCUUACAGAUCAGAUCAUUUUAUUGCCUGCUGUGACUACCGGUGGUCCUUCCAUUGUCAUUGACCAGUCUUUUGAAGCAACAAGCUCUGGGUGGGCAGUGACCGACGGAGGAUUUGACAUGGGGGUGCAAGAUAUUGCUACUGAACUAGAUACGGUUGACAUCAUGAGGCCAGCAACAAUUAGUGAGGAUGGAAGUGGCUACUAUGCACUGCCUGAAACUCCGGAUAUGACUCCAGCUCCUCCACUGAAGUAUGUAACCACCAGCUCAAUGACAACUGUAGCCAAAGGCAAAGAGCUAGUAGUCUUCUUCAGCUUGAGAGUAACCAACAUGCGGUUUUCCGAUGACCUCUUCAAUCGGAGUUCCUCAGAAUACAAAGCACUCGAACAGCAGUUCAUGCAGCUGCUCCUUCCUUACCUACAGUCAAACCUAACAGGCUUCAAGCAACUGGAAAUACUGAACUUCCGCAAUGGAAGUGUGAUUGUCAACAGCAAAAUGAAGUUUGCCAAGUCAGUGCCGUACAACAUCACAGAGGCUGUCCAUUGUGUGCUGGAGGAUUUUUGUGAUGCAGCAGCUCAGCGCCUUAACCUUGAAAUUGACAGCUAUUCCCUUGAUAUUGAGCCAGCUGAUGAAGCGGAUCCUUGCAAGUUCAUGGGAUGCGACGAAUUUUCACAGUGCGUAAAGAACGAAUGGACGAAAGAGGCUGAUUGCCUUUGUAAGCCUGGUUAUGUACGAAGGGAUGGUCUGCCGUGCCGUAGCCUGUGUGAGAUUGAGCCACACUUGUGUGUUAAUGGUGGCAAGUGUGAAUUGGUUCCAGGAAGAGGGGCAGUGUGUAGAUGCCCAGCCCGUAGAAACAGCCGAGGGCGUUGUGCAAAAUACGCUCCAGCACCCACCCGGUCCAACAUCUCCAAAGCUUUGAUGCUUGGCUUAUUAAGCCUAGUUAUUCUUCUCGUCACUUUAAUGUAUAAGUUGCGAAGAAAAUGCAAUACCAAGCCUAAACUGGAAGGUCCUCCUCUCAGCCAAAGCAACACAGAGAAUGCUGUCAGAAUUAAUCCUGCCUUUGACCACCAUGAACCCAUCAGUAGUUUGUGUCAUGGGCCCUGUAACGUAAGUGCUUGUAUCAGUCCUUCAGAGAGCAGUGAUCAAGGAGCAUUGCAAAAGCAUGACCACAGAACAGAGCAUGGAGGCCACCUGAUACAAAGCAAAGACUGAUGAGUUAGUAUCUGACGCCCUGAAUUCUAGGCAACAGUCAGCGGACAUAAAGAUUUUCACCAAGAGGACUGCUGGUAAUACCAAGUUCACUCACCUGGAUAAAUGGAGUCUUUGGGGGAGGAGGGAGGCAACAACAAAGCUUCAGAAGGCAACCAAUACUUUUUUCCAUAACAGAACACAUUAACUGAAGUUUAUAUGUGAGUAAAAAACAAGGUGGCUGCACCUACUUUCCGUCAAAAACUAUUGUCCUCCAUUACAUAAUAUCCAUGUUAUCAUGAAUGCAGUGCUAAAUGUAUUUAAUAACUGUACAGUGUUUAUAUGAUAAAUAUUUUUGUUAUUUUAAAGCUUAGAUUCAGAUGCAGAAGUCUCUGCUGAAAAAGUUACCAUUGGUGGUAUUCUAUCCCAAAAUAAAGGAACAGAAAAGUGGCCGACACAUAUACUAACUACUGGAAUGACUGUCAGUUAUGUGGUAGUAACUGUUUUAUUA